Eruca vesicaria subsp. sativa (arugula) is the source of this 1471-nucleotide messenger RNA. The record is from the annotation of a GenBank genome assembly. NCBI's taxonomy places the organism in Eukaryota, Viridiplantae, Streptophyta, Magnoliopsida, Brassicales, Brassicaceae.
AAAAAAAAUAAAACACAACAAAAGAAAAGAGAAAGAGAAACACUAACUAGAGACGAUGAAGGUUGAAACUAUCGGUAAAGAAAUCAUAAAGCCGUCUACAACAACUCCAAAUGAUCUCCGAACUCUCCAACUCUCUAUUCAUGAUCACAUGAUCUCUCCCGUUUACACCACCGCCUUUCUUUUUUACACUAAAGAUGACUUGACCUCGCAGGAUCACAUUUCCCACAAACUCAAGACUUCUCUAUCCGAAACCUUGACAAGAUUCCACCCUUUUGCCGGCAGAAUCAACGGAGUAACCGUCGACUGUAACGACGAAGGAGCCGUCUUUGUCGAGGCACGUGUUGAUGACUGUACUCUCUCUGGAUUUAUCAGAUCUCCAGAUUUCGAAUCCCUGAAACUAUUGCUUCCUCUAGACCCCGACGCUACACCUACAUGGCCUUUGCUGCUAGUGAAGUCGACCUACUUCCAAUGCGGCGGUAUGGCCAUUGCAAUCUGUAUCUCCCACAAACUCGCCGAUGCAACCUCUCUAUCGAUUUUCGUUCGGUCUUGGACUGCCACGGCUCGAGGAGAGAGUGACUUGGAGACGAUUCCCGAGUUCGCUGGAGCAAAGCUCUACCCACCAGCCAAUGAGGCCUUUAAAAUUCCGGUAGAUGUUCAAGCCGAUAAGGGAACACCUGUCACAAAAAGAUUCGUAUUUGUAGCAUCUAAAAUCGAAGAGCUCAGGGUCAAAGCAGCUAGUGACGCAGUGCCUCGACCCACUCGGGUCCAAAGCGUGACAUCCCUUAUCUGGAGAUGCGUGGCUGCGUCGUCAGACACAUCUCGUGAGAAAGUGUUGGUCCAGCCCGCUAACUUGCGACCCAAGAUACCUUCUCUCUCGUCCGGAAACGUAAUUGGUAACCUCUUCUUCUCCACAGUGACCUUUAACGGAAAAGGCGAGGUCCAGAUAUCAGAAACAGUUAAAGAGUUACAGGAAAGGGCAAAGGAGUUUGCCCUUUUGGUCCAAGGCGAAGAAGGAUCAAUAGGCACGAAACUGGUUGGUCAAAUAAUGGGUUAUGCUUCCAAGUUGAGCAGCAAGAAUCAAGACAUACACCCCGUGACUAGCUGGUGCAAGCUUCAGUUUUAUGAUGCUGAUUUUGGAUGGGGAUCGCCGGUUUGGGUUGCCGGGAAUGUGGUUUUGUCGUCACACAAUAAAACGGUGCUUAUCGAUUCAAAGGACGGACAAGGAAUCGAAGCGUGGGUGACACUACAUCAAGAGGCUAUGUUGCUGUUUGAGCAGAACCCGGAUCUGCUUGCUUUUGCUUCCCCAAAUGCUUAAUUUUAAUGCAAGCAAAGGUUUACCAGACUGUUAUCCACUGUUACUUGUUUUCAUGAUUUUCUGUAAUUCUGCUAUUUAUAUCAAUUCUUAAUUGUAUUUUUGUAUUAUGUGACAAUGGAUACAGUAAUAAAUGAACUCUGCAAAUCACAUGUUUUC